Molecule: messenger RNA, 834 nt
Organism: Trichoderma citrinoviride
Lineage: Eukaryota; Fungi; Ascomycota; Sordariomycetes; Hypocreales; Hypocreaceae
Exons: 4
Coding region: 1-834 (277 amino acids)
Biological process (GO): mycotoxin biosynthetic process
Source: RefSeq, a predicted model, not a curated record
AUGGCUUUCCAAUAUCGACCUGUGGAAGUAUCUUUGCCUGGCGAGAACCCCAGUCGUCUGUCAUCUGAUUCUACUUCGACUCUGCGAGCCAUCGAUGAUCUAGACUAUCUUUCGCGCGAUUCGGAACUGUUUUUGAAGGCUUCCGGCCGUGAAUCAGCGUCUGGAUGGAUCAGGUCAAAAUGGCUCUGGGUUGUGCACGCAGCUUUGCUUCUUACUUCGUGUGGAAUGCUCGUUAGCACAGCGAUGUUGCGAUCAUCAACCCUCCAUGCCGUUCGGCAGACUUCAGCCUGGUCACCCGCCGACACCGCUGUGCAAUACAAGCAAGUCAGAUAUAACAUCACAUCAAAGGGCAAUCCCUUCGUUGGCGCUGGACCCGAGGUUGACAGAGUCUGGAGGGAGAUUUCCUACGAUAUGGGCGACCAGUGGUUAUCAAAGUCCGACCUCUCCAAGUUGGAUAUGCCAGAAACUUCCCUCAAGGUCAACCAUCCAACUACCGGAGAGGAAGGGUACAGAGUCGGCAUGGAAGUCUUUCACCACCUGCACUGCCUGAACCUCUUGCGACGGGUCACCUAUAAAGAGUAUUACGAACCGCUUGGUGGAGAGUUCAGUCACGGUCCAGAAGCCCUUCAAGCACACACCGAUCAUUGCAUCGAAGUGCUUCGACUCAACAUUCAGUGUAACGCGGACAUUGGUCUUUUCACUUUCUACAUGGUUCCAGACGAUCCGCUCGCCUGGCCGCAACUGAACUCGAAGCACGUUUGUCGAGAUUUUGAGGGAGUGCGCCAGUGGGCGUUGGACCAUUCUGUUGGGAACAUGGAGGUGUUGGAGCACUAA